AUGUAUCGCUAUGCUGGGCUGCCGCCAUUUGGAAAGAGGUUUCGCUCGGUCUCUUAUGUUCGCUAUCUCUUGACAGAGCUACAGGCCUUGCCCCCUGUGCAUUGUGGCCUGUGGCCUGAAUUCAAAGCCAUCUCAGGAUCAGGAGCAACGACUGCCUCCGAGAUACUUCCCUGGCAGGCCAGCAUCCAAUCAAAUGAGCUGCAUUUCUGUGGAGGUGUGAUUCUGAGCAGUUGGUGGGUCCUGUCUGCAGCUCACUGCUACACGGAGGAACUUCCUUCAGAUCUCCAUGUAGUGGUUCCUUUGAAUGGACAUGAAUUGGAGAGAAUGAAGUUGGACAGGGUGCUCAUCCACGAGGACUUUGACUGUACAAACCUGAACAACGACGUUGCUUUGCUCCUGCUCGCCUCCCCAGUAGAGUUCGGUGAAGAGAGGACUCCCAUUUGCCUGCCCUUGCUACAGGACCUUGGAGCGUGGCAAGACUGCUGGGCUGCAACUUGGAGAUCCACCACGCCGGGCGACGAGAACACACCGACCAGAGUGCUAAAGAAAACGGAAAUGUCUCUGGUCGGCGGGGAGACCUGUUCCAAGAGCGUACAGGGGCUGACGGAGGGCAUGCUGUGCGCCGUCUCUGACGAAGGAGGGAAGGAGACCUGCAAGGAUGACAGCGGGGCUCCUUUGGUUUGCACUUCCGGAGAAGACAGGAGAUGGUUUGUGGUUGGACUAGGCAGUCAUGGGGAGGCCUGCGAAGGAAAGGGCAGUCCCGCUGUCUACACUGUGGUUUUCAGCUACCUCAACUGGAUAGAAGAGGUUACGGCCGAGGAAGGGAAACCAUUUAUCCCCGAAGGAGUGGACGUCGUUGUAGCCGAUUCCGAAAUCCCUCCUCCCGGUUUGGCUGAGUUCGAAGAGGUAACAGCUGAGGAAGAAAAACCAUUAAUCCCUGAAGGGGUGGACGUUGUCAUAACUCAUCCUGAAUUCCCCGUUCCCGGUUUGGCUGACUCUCCCUUCCUUUCCGCCCCCUGUGCUGUUGCUUCUGUUCUGAUGUCGAUGCUUUUCCGUUUAUUGUAAUA
Podarcis muralis (Common wall lizard) is the source of this 1067-nucleotide messenger RNA. Lineage: Eukaryota; Metazoa; Chordata; Lepidosauria; Squamata; Lacertidae. The record is from RefSeq and is a predicted model, not a curated record.